Lycium barbarum (goji berry) is the source of this 825-nucleotide messenger RNA. RefSeq lists its product as uncharacterized. The record is from RefSeq and is a predicted model, not a curated record. The coding region runs from base 1 to 825 and encodes 274 amino acids. NCBI's taxonomy places the organism in Eukaryota, Viridiplantae, Streptophyta, Magnoliopsida, Solanales, Solanaceae. The transcript has a single exon.
AUGACUUCUCCAAUGAUUCAAAAAGAUAUUGUGAGUGCUUGUAAGACAGAAACAAUUAAAGCUAUUCUUGAGGAAUUAAAUGGUCACUACUUUUCUUUACUAGUUGAUGAGUCUUUUGAUGUGUCACGCAAGGAGCAAAUGGCUAUUGUCUUACGAUAUAUUGAUAGAAAUGGAUUUGUGAUGGAGCGGCUUCUUGACAUUGUUCAUGUUCAAGAUACUAGUGCUUUAUCUCUAAAGAGAGCAAUUGUUAAUUUACUUGCUCAACAUUCCUUAAGUCUAUCAUAUGUGCGUGGACAAUGUUACGAUGGGGCAAUCAAUAUGCAAGGUGAGAUCAAUGGCCUUAAAAUGUUGAUUAGGCAAGAAAGUAGAUCGGCCCAUUCCAUUCAUUGUUUUGCUCAUCAACUUCCACUAACUCUUGUUGCGGUCUCGAAAAAAUGUAUUGAAGUGGGAAAACUUGUAGUGUUGGUUUCAAAUAUUAUGAAUGUAUUGGGAUCUUCUUUUAAGCGUAUGGAUGAAUUUCGAGAUUCUCAAAAAGAAAGAAUUCAAGAGGCAUUAGAUUUGGGUGACCUUACAACCGGUAGGGGCUUGAAUCAAGAACUUGGUCUUGCAAGAGCUUGUGAUCCGUGUUGGGGAUCUCAUUUUAAAUCUUUCAACAAUUUUAUUCUUAUGUUUGGCUCUAUUCUUAAUGUUCUUGAAUCACUUGUUCUUGAUGCACGAUUAUUGGAUGAAAGAGCCAAGGCAAUGGGAUAUCUCGAAGCUUGUCGAACAUAUAAGGUUGCGUUCAUGUUGCAUUCGAUGAGGGAUGUUUUUAGCAAUCACAAAUGA